Molecule: messenger RNA, 1674 nt
Organism: Entamoeba invadens IP1
Lineage: Eukaryota; Evosea; Mastigamoebida; Endamoebidae
Exons: 1
Coding region: 1-1674 (557 amino acids)
Source: RefSeq, a predicted model, not a curated record
AUGUCAACAUUGCAAAAUUUUUUCAUUUCUAUUGUUGUCCGAUACACGCCAUCAUUCAAAACGAUCCAAAAAUUAACAAUGGUAUCGAAAAAGUGUGGCGAGGUUGUUUUGUUUAUGAAAGUAAACCCAUUUGCACUGAGUAGACAAAAGGCAAACGAUCCGUUUGACCAGUUCAAAAAGGCAGAGGAAUUUAAAAAAGAGGUCGAAUUGUAUCAGAAUCUUCAAACGGUCAGAGUCUCUGGAAGACUUUUAUCCUCCUGCAAAAACAUUCUGGAGAAAUAUGACAACAUCUUUUUAACAGACUCAUUUUCAGACCAGUUUUCAAGCUGCUUUUGGGUCUUAAAUAAAAUUGUCGAGCUGAAUGUUUUUGUAAGAGAGGAAUGCUUUGACGUCUCGAGGUGUAAAUUUCUGAGGGUUUGUCGUAUUGAGUUUCAAAAUGUGUCUUGCUGGGAAAACUGCUUUUCUGACGUUGGUCAAAAGUUGAAACUCCUACGCAUUAAGUUUUCUCCAAAUAGCGCCGAUUUCCAGUUUUUGGAAAAGCUCAAGCAGUACGAGAGGUUUGAAAAGAUCAUAUUGCAGGUGUUGGGAGGCGAUAUGUAUUACAAAGAGCUUCUUUCACAAUUAAAUGUUAUUAAGAAAGAGAUCCAUCAAAACGAUGAGAAGAAUGUUAUUCCCAAACGUGAAGUGGUUGUUUCCUGUGACUGUUUUUGCGACACAACAGUGACACUUAUUCCUUUUGAACGGCGGUGGGUUCUUUUUGAUGUGAGUCAACAUGGGUUUGAUGUUUUGUUGAAACAAAUGUUUCCUGUCAGUGUCUUUUUGUACAAUUCAGACAACUCAAAAACAAGAGUUAAUUUGUCGUCUCUAGAUUUUUUAGAGCAAGUUGUUUGCAAUCAAAAUUCCAUAGAAAUUGAUUUCCCACAACAUUUAUGUCCUUUGAAAAACUCGCCUUUCAAUGCCAUUCGUUCUGACACCGACUUCUCAUUGUAUCAAUCUCAUCAUCCCGGGAUUGUCGUGAUUGAUGAAAAGAAAAAAACGAAAUCACCAAAAUUCGAAAAAGUUUCUAUCAAAACCAAAACGAUUCUUGUCAAAAACAAAAACAUCGACGUUCAAAAAAAUUCAGUUGUUGAAUCUUUGAGUUUAAUCAAUUCUCAAUUAAAGUCCGUAAAUGUUCCUUCCUUAAAAGAGAUCAUUUCUGACACUCAACUCCCCUCUCUAAAAACCGCAAAAUUUACAGAUCUAGUUGUCAAAAACUUCCAUAAUUUUUCAUCUCAUGAUUUAGAGUGCCACACCACUUUGAAACAUUUACAGAUUGAAAACGUCAAAGUUGACUUUUUGCAGUUCCAUCCGAUAAAAACAUUAGAAAGUGUGACACUUCAAAACGUAGAAUGUGAAUUACUUACUCUUCCCAAAACCACUCACUUUUUGACUUUAGUGAGAUUUCACAAUCACAACUCUAAAAUUGACUUAGAAGAUUGUGAUCUCGACACACUCCAAAUUCAUUCCUGCAAGUCAGUCACCCUCAUUUUGGGAUCCGUCAACUCUUUAAUCACAUCAUUUUCCACUAUACACUUCUCGGACUUCCCCUUUCAAACAGUCAAAUCGUACCACUCGGACUUCCCCUUCGACAACUUCCAGAGACAAAACAAGGGGAUACUUCCCAUUGUAAAUUAA